AUGCCAUCAGUUACUAUAUCAGUUAAUAAACUAGCUUCUGUCACGGAGGGGAGCGGCAAGCCUCUGACGGUGACGACAGAGCUCGGGAGCACCAUAAUAGAGAUACAGGGCGAUCUCCAGAUUCCGUCACAGCGGCCUCAAGAGGCUGGCACAGACCCCGAGCAUCGGUUCGUCGAACACGAAGGGCGCGAUAUUUUGCGCUUCGGCGAGGUGUCCUACGACAUGGAAACCAAAAAGGCAUGUAUGUACGUCGGGCGGAAGCAGCGAUUACUUGGAACAGUAGUGAAAUUAGACCCGCCCCUCGGUAUUCUGCGCUUUCGGGCCGAGACCUCGAGCGUGGAGCUGGAAGAUGUGAUACGAUACAAGCUAUUGUUCAAGGAUAGGCCACUACCGAUUAUCUAG
Eremothecium gossypii ATCC 10895 is the source of this 402-nucleotide messenger RNA. RefSeq names its product Ctf8p (gene CTF8). Bases 1 to 402 code for a protein of 133 amino acids. Gene Ontology annotation, cellular component: Ctf18 RFC-like complex. The record is from RefSeq and is marked provisional. Lineage: Eukaryota; Fungi; Ascomycota; Saccharomycetes; Saccharomycetales; Saccharomycetaceae. The transcript has a single exon. Gene Ontology annotation, biological process: mitotic sister chromatid cohesion.